Messenger RNA from Protopolystoma xenopodis, 426 nucleotides. Lineage: Eukaryota; Metazoa; Platyhelminthes; Monogenea; Polystomatidea; Polystomatidae. The record is from the annotation of a GenBank genome assembly.
AUGAUUCAACCUAGACUCGAAAACACAGUUCGUAAGCUGCGCGCCGAGCUACAGUCGGCUCGUGCCUUUGAGAUGAAUCUUCGGCAUCAAGUAGCCAGUCUUGAGCGUGAGGAUCGGCUAACUCGAAUUAGUCUAUCAAGCCAGCGACAAGCGAAUGAGGCUUUGGCAGCAAAGUUGCAGCGACUUGUGACGCGCACACGAAGUGACCGCGCUCAUCUCUCCGGCCUUGAGUCCCAGCUGGUCGAAGAACGCACUUCGCGCUUACGCCUGGCUCACCAAUUGGCUGGCCUUGCGGGCCCCGGGACAUCAGCCGCAUUGGCAACAUGCGUCGAAGUUGAGGCGACAGAUUAUCAAAAAAUUGAAGAAGCUGGAGCAGCUUCACCAGAAAUAUAUAAGUACGUCUUUUUUUCAUGUAAGAAGCUUUAG